CCAAUUCGGUCCUGUCGUGAUAUCAACCUGCUUCGUUCUUAAGUGACCAGUGAAUUCGUUUUACAAAGAUUGCAAAACGAUCAGCGUGCAUUCAACGCAAGACAAGGAUGUGAAUUGGUGAUGAGUAAAAUAUAAUAAUGUUGGCAGGAACUGAUGCUGGCUAUACAGGGGCGAUAAUAUCCUUAUUUUUCUUGACGAUGAUGACUAGAGCAGUGUCCCAGUCAUUGGAAAGUCCGUGUCCAGACAUAUUCAAUUAUCGCUACGAUCGCCAAGGAAAUUUGUACGGUGAAGUUCAAAUAAAAGGUGCUCGCUCUGAUACUCUCCAGCUGAACGUCGAAUUAUCAAUCGGAAAUAUAAUUGAGCAUGAUUACAACGGAAACAUCGAACUGACUCAACCAAAAGAACAAGUACUUCAAGACAUGCUCAAUUUCGAACCAGUAGUAUACAAAGUACAAUUCCCAAUGUGGAGAGUAAUCCCACCUAAAAUCACGAAAAUAAAAGUAGAUGGGAGUUUAAUAUGUUCGGGACCCCCCCGGAUUCCGACGAAUUUAGUGCCAGUGAUAACGACCGUGAAUUUGUUCCACACUAUCAAAGUGGACAUCUCCCCCCUCAUGUCCUUUACCAACUCACCCCCCGAAAACAGCAUUUUCUACGAAGAAGAAGCUCCCAGUUCAGACAGCGACGGCGCAGUGAGGCGGGUGCAGGGAGGACAAUUAGGAGGAAGGGGAAAGCCGCCCCCGCCCAAGAGAAACCGGUUCCGGUUCAAUCCGGUCGCGCCCCCGGAUCCGACCAAGAUUUACAGGGGCAAUCCGUUUUUGGGGACGCCGAGUGUGGACCAUUAUCGGCCGGGAGGGAUUUUCGGACAGUUAGAUGAAAUGCCAUAUCGAUUCAAUCCGACCUCCACCCAACCUCCAAUCCAAGAAGAAGAACAAUCGGACUCUUCCUACGAAGUGUCCCACAGAAAAGACGACUUUUCCCCUGCGCAUCCCGGAACCAACUUCUCGCCCCAGCAGAUUGUCCCCAAAGACAACGUACCCCCCAACAAGAAUAGGGGCCCGUACGGGGAUAUCUGCGGCCGGCCCAUUCUGACGAAUUCCCUGAUCAGCAACGGGGAUGCGGUGCCCAGAGGGGCCUUCCCCUGGCUGGGGGCCCUCUACAGAAGCAAACCCUCGGGGUUCCUGUAUAUCUGCAGCGCUUCCCUCAUUUCGGAUAGACACGUCGUUACAGCCGCUCACUGCGUGAAAAACCAAGACUCCAAAGUGCUCAAACCACAAGAACUCGUCGUCAUCCUCGGGAAACUGAACCUGCAAAGAUGGGGCAGAUAUGCGGAGGGUGAGAAGAUGAUCGAACCGGAGUCCGUUUCGGUCCACCCGGAUCACAAAGAUUCCAGCGCAGAUGCGGAUAUUGCGGUUCUCGUACUCAGCGAAACCGUUCAAUUCUCCAAAUACGUGCUGCCCUUGUGUCUGUGGGUAGAGAACACGGAUCUGCGUAACAUUGUUGGCACAGAAGGCAUAGUUGUUGGUUGGGGCAAAGACUUGAAUGGAGUUCUUAUGACCAACGAACCAAAACAGACCAAGUUGCCCAUCGUUAGUCAGGAAAUUUGCCUCAGAAGUUCCUAUGAAUUCCUGCACGUCACAUCUAACAGAACAUUCUGUGCAGGAUUCCGGAAUGGCAAUGGACCCUGCAAUGGAGAUAGCGGCAGUGGAUUCAUAAUAAACAGGAAUGGAAGGUGGACAUUGAGGGGUGUUGUAUCCAUGUCGCUCAAAGACAUCAACACCAGGUCCUGUGACUUGAGCAACUAUGUUGUGUUCACUGAUGCCAGUAAAUAUUUAGAUUGGUUGAUAUCAUUUAUUAAAUGAUUUUUACCCAUCA
Phaedon cochleariae (mustard beetle) is the source of this 1872-nucleotide messenger RNA. Lineage: Eukaryota; Metazoa; Arthropoda; Insecta; Coleoptera; Chrysomelidae. The record is from the annotation of a GenBank genome assembly.